Bemisia tabaci is the source of this 1809-nucleotide messenger RNA. Lineage: Eukaryota; Metazoa; Arthropoda; Insecta; Hemiptera; Aleyrodidae. The record is from RefSeq and is a predicted model, not a curated record.
UUGGACUUCAACGCUGCGAUUUAUUUAUCCUCUCUCUCUCGUCAACGUUGCAAACAACACCAAUUUUCUCGACUUCUCAAGAAAUCUAUGGGCCGAUCCUGCCAUGAAAUAAAAAUUCUCGCAUGUUGAAGUGUCAGAUCCUCAUAUAUUCGAAGGAAAAUUAAGUCUCCAUGAGACUACCCACCAGAUUUGGGGAGCAUCAUGCUAGUUUCACCAGGUUUAAAAAUGCAGGAAGGAAGGUGGUCUUGACACGGACUUUCAUGAAAAAUCGCCUACGAAGGAAAAUCGAAGCCAGUAGAAGGACAUGUCAUUUGGUGAACGAGUACAUGAAAUACAGCACGGUCCAUGGCGUUCGGUACAUAUCCCACAAUAAGGCAACCGUUUUUGAGCGGGGAUUUUGGCUACUAAUGUUGAUGCUGUGUUUCGCGGCUGCAUGUCUAAUAGCAGAAAUCUUAUUUCAACGAUAUAGAGCUAUUCCAUCCGUGCUCGCAGUCAAAGACACUCAUUUUCCUCUAUACCUGUUCCCCUUUCCCACCAUCACUAUUUGCCCGGCCAACAAAGUUAUUAAGUCUCGCGCUUUGGAAUAUUUAUUGAGGUUCGUGAAUGGUUCCACAAUCGAUGAAGAGUUGGAGGAGAGUAUGAGUAACAUCAUGAGUGCGCUAGCACUAAUGCAACAGCCGCUUUACUACCGCAUGAAUCCGUACAUCAAUGCCAGUCAACACAUGUUCCCGCUUUUCGAAACGAUGAACAUCACGGAUUUUAUGAUGACGGUGUUGCCCACUUGUCGUGAGCUUUUUGGACGAUGCGUAUGGAGCGGACAGCGAAUUGAUUGCUGCGAAAUAUUUUCCAUCCAACGAACGGAAGAGGGAUUUUGCUACUCUUUCAAUUCGUUGACCUCUGAGGACGGACGGCAUUGCCCCUUAUCAGAAGUGUUGGAGAACGAGGGGGUCGUAGAGGAGGACGACAUCAUGUACCCUGGCUGUCAAUUGCGGAGAAAUACUGCAGUGGGGAUUCUCACAGGCCUGGAGGUGUUUCUCAACAAAAUUCCCGACGAGGAGAGUUUGGGGAAGGGCCAAAGGGACCCGCAUGGAGUUCGAGUGAUGGUGCACACGUCGUACGAGUACCCGCGGGCGGGGAGCGGGGUGUGGCUCCAGGCGGUGCCGUCCAUGCGGCUCAGCAUCAUGGUCCAGCCGUCGAUCAUCGUGACCAGCGACGCCGUCAAGCGGCUCAGCGUCGCCACCCGCCAGUGCGUCUUCCCGGACGAACGCCAGCUCCGCUUCUACCACGUCUACACCGAGAAGUCCUGCCUCAUCCAGUGCCGCAUCGACCAUGUCAUAAACAAGUGCAACUGCACCCUCUACUUUUUUGUGUUUCCAGAUGAAGAAGUUCCCGAGUGUGGUCUGAUGGAUUUAGCGUGCGUUGUCAAACACACAAGACAUUUAAAAUUUCUGACUCCUCCAAGGAAUGUACCUGGGUUUGACUUCACUUUCCUGAACGAAUCGCUGGACUGCUCCCACUGUCAGACGACUUGCUACGAAACGGAGCAUGACCUGGAGGUCACGUUUGUGCCCGACUCCUUGCCCACGGCGGCCAUGUUUUAUGGAUACCUCGACGUUGCUUAUGGCAAUUUAGGAGCUACAAAAUAUCAAAGAGAUAUCACAUUCACCUGGAUUGAUCUACUCGUUGCUUUGGGAGGCGUGGCAAAUCUCUUCCUUGGUUUUAGUCUCAUAAGUGUUUGCGAGUUUCUGUACUGGAUAUUCAAAAUUCUAAAACCAUUUAUUACAAAAUGAAAUAUUGAAUGCCUCGAAA